Molecule: messenger RNA, 1338 nt
Organism: Fusarium venenatum
Lineage: Eukaryota; Fungi; Ascomycota; Sordariomycetes; Hypocreales; Nectriaceae
Product: FMN-dependent dehydrogenase
Molecular function (GO): oxidoreductase activity; FMN binding
Source: RefSeq, a predicted model, not a curated record
AUGACACAUAAUGAAGUCGAUCCUCAAAGAUUGAGUCAACCUUUCUCCCUCCCAGAUCCCACCAGUUUCUCCAACUUCCAGCGAGACAUCUACCAAUCCUUCCGGCCUCCUCUCUUCUCUACGAACCCCGCAAAAUGGGAGUCAUUGGCUAGGGAAAAGGUCCCCGCUGCCAACUUUGGCUACGUCUACGGCUCAGCCAGCAGCACUGCUACAGCCAAAGCUAAUACUGACGCCUUUCAUCGGUAUCGAUUGAGGCCACGAUUUCUCGUUGAUGUCACUAGGCGCGAUGUAGAAGUUGAGUUGUUUGGGGCGAAAUACAAAAGCCCUUUGCUUGUUUCACCGAUUGGUGUGCAGAGUAUCCUGCAUCCCGAUGCUGAGGAAGCUACUGCAAAAGCAUGUCAUAAUGUUGGUGUGCCCAUGAUUCUGUCAACUGCUGCUACGAGGUCAAUAGAGCAGGUCGCCAACGCCAACGCCGAUGGCGAUCGAUGGUUCCAACUUUACUGGCCCAAGCCCCAGUACGAAGAAGUCACAGCGAGUCUCCUCGCUCGCGCGAAAGCGUCAGGUUACAAAGUCCUCGUUGUCACUCUCGACACGUUCAGUCUGGGCUGGAGACCAACAGAUCUCGACACCUCUUACCUGCCCUUUGUUUGGGGUCAAGGCUGCCAAAUCGGCUUUUCGGACCCUGUCUUUAAUAGAAUGUUUGAUGAGAUGCAAAAGAACGAUUCAAGAGGUGUGGGAGAGAAACUGGCUGAACUAUGGUCGAUCAUGAAGCGGCCUGGCACCGUAUACGGUGCUGCACGUGUUCUUGCCAACGCGAGAACUAUGGUCAAGUCGAAAGCCUGGAUUGACGUGAUCAACUCGGGCACAUACCGUGAAUGGGCGCAUCUCAAGAUUCUGAAGGAGCUGUGGGGUGGUCCGAUUGUUCUGAAGGGAAUCCAGACAGUUGAGGAUGCUCAUUUGGCCAUUGAGCAUGACAUGGAUGGUAUCAUUGUGUCCAACCAUGGCGGUCGUCAACUCGAUGGUGCGGUAGCGUCACUUGACGCUCUCGCCGAGAUUGCAGCCGAUCAAAAGGUCAAGGAUUCUAACCUGACUAUCAUCUUCGACAGUGGUAUAAGGACGGGGUCAGAUAUACUCAAGGCACUGGCCCUUGGAGCGAAGGCGGUUUCCAUCGGUCGACCUUAUGCAUAUGGGCUUGCCGCAGGUGGACAGCAGGGUGUAGAGCACGUGUUGAAGUGCCUGCUCGCAGAUAUGGAUAACAUGCUCGCAAAUGUUGGUAGGAAGAGUAUUCGGGACCUAAGCAGAGAUGAUCUCCAGGUUUUGCCCCUGUCGAAACUAUGA